Diaporthe amygdali is the source of this 7473-nucleotide messenger RNA. Its product is annotated as Reducing polyketide synthase DEP5. Gene Ontology annotation, molecular function: 3-oxoacyl-[acyl-carrier-protein] synthase activity; fatty acid synthase activity; oxidoreductase activity. Gene Ontology annotation, biological process: secondary metabolite biosynthetic process; fatty acid biosynthetic process. The record is from RefSeq and is a predicted model, not a curated record. The transcript has 5 exons. The coding region runs from base 1 to 7473 and encodes 2490 amino acids. NCBI's taxonomy places the organism in Eukaryota, Fungi, Ascomycota, Sordariomycetes, Diaporthales, Diaporthaceae.
AUGCCUGGACUGCUCUCUGGCGCCCGGUCGCCCUCGACGAGUUCGUCAGAGGAUGGUCGGGUUCAGCUCGAUACCCCAAGCUCAGGGUUUGAGUAUCCGGCCGUUUCCUUCCCUGGCUACGCAGAAAAGCCGCUGGAUGAACAACUUGAACCUAUUGCCGUCGUCGGAAUGGGCUGCCGCCUGCCCGGCGAUGUCAGCUCGCCAGCCGGGUUCUGGGACUUGAUGAUGUCAAAGCGCAGCGGACAGACACCCAAGGUGCCGGCAUCGCGGUUCAACAUCGACGCCCACUAUCACAAGAAUAAUGACCGUCCAGGCAGCUUCGGCGUGCUUGGGGGCUACUUUCUUUCGGAAGCUGAGGACCUGGCCAGCUUCGAUCCAGGUCUAUUCGGCAUCACGCCGAUCGAGGCCAUGUGGAUGGACCCGCAGCAACGGAAGCUGCUCGAGGUGGUAUACGAGGCGCUCGAAUCGGGUGGCAUUACGCUCGACGCCAUCUCGGGAACGCGGACAGCCGUCUUCGCGGCGAGCUUCACCGCCGACUGGCAGCAAAUGUCCUUCAAGGAGGCCUCGUUCCGCCACAGUCUCACGGCGACAGGUGUCGACCCGGGCAUUAUCAGCAACCGCAUCAGUCACGUCUUUAAUCUCAACGGACCGAGCAUUAUGGUAAAUACGGCAUGCUCGUCCUCAGUUUAUGCGCUGCACAACGCCUGCAACGCCCUCCGCAACAGCGAAUGCGAGGGCGCCAUCGUCGGCGGCGUCAACCUCAUCAUCACUGUCGACCAGCACAUGAAUACGGCCAAGUUGGGUGUGCUUUCCCCGACCUCGACUUGCCAUACCUUCGAUGAGGAGGCUGAUGGUUACGGCCGCGCCGAUGCCGUCGGCGCAGUCUACCUUAAGCGCCUGUCCGAUGCUGUGCGUGAUGGCGACCCCAUCCGGGGCGUUAUUCGUUCCAGCGCUGUCAACUCCAACGGCAAGGUGCCAGCAGUUGGCAUUACACAUCCGAACCGAGAGGGUCAAGCCGACGUCAUUGCUCACGCGUACAGGCGCGGAGGAGACCUGGAUCCGCGACUUACGGGUUACUUUGAGUGCCACGGCACGGGCACGGCCAUUGGCGACCCUCUGGAGGUCCAUGCAGUCUCCAUGGCCAUGAACAAGUCGCGCCAGCCGGGCGAGGAUCCUCUGAUGAUUGGGGCAGUCAAGACAAAUAUCGGGCACAGCGAGGCGGCAAGUGGACUCUCAGCCCUGAUCAAGGCCAUCCUGGUCGUGGAGCGCGGCAUGAUACCCCCGAUCAAGGGCCUGCAGAAGCUGAAUCCCAAGAUCAAGUGGGACGAGUGGCAGGUCAAGGUGCCCACGGAGCCAACCCCGUUCCCCAGCCACCUCCCCGUGCGCCGCGUCUCCAUCAACAGCUUCGGCUACGGCGGCACCAAUGCCCACGUGGUGGUGGAGGCGACAGCAGGCCUUGUUCAGGGGCGUCAGGCCGCUUACGCCUUCAGCGACCCCCACGACCGGUACGCGGAGGGGAGGAAGGCCCUGGUGCCGCGGCGUGCCGCACAGAGGAAGAGGCCGUUCCUGCUGCCCUUUUCGGCCCACGAUAAACCAACGCUGCUGCGCAACAUCGAAGCCCAUGGCAAGGUCGCCGCCGACUAUAGGCUGCUGGACCUGUCGUGGACGCUGGCCACGCGCCGCAGCAAGCUCUCGAGCCGGGCGUACACAGUCGCGAGCUACGAGUCGCUCGAGUCGGCGUUUGGCGACGAGACGCGGGCUCCGUUCGCCUUCGCGGACACCAAGAAGACAUCAUCCUCGUCGGCGCCGCGCACCAUCGGGUUCGUCUUCACUGGCCAGGGAAGCCAGUGGGCGCGCAUGGGCGCCGAGCUGAUCGAGUACAGCGCGGUGUUCCUCAGGGCGAUCCGGGGGCUGGACCAGGCGCUGGAGGAGCUGUCCGACGGCCCCGCCUGGUCCCUGGAGGACAUGCUGCUGGCGCCCGGCGAGACGUCGCGGGUGCAGGAGGCCGAGUUUGCGCAGCCGCUGUGCACCGCCGUCCAGGUGGCGCUGGUCCAGCUGCUGCAGCACUGGGGGGUCCGCCCUGCCGCGACGGUCGGGCACUCGUCGGGCGAGAUCGGCGCCGCGUACGCGGCUGGGCUCUUGUCGGCACGCGAUGCCAUCACCCUGGCGUACUACCGUGGCCUCGUCACGCGCGACGCCGUCUCCAAGGGCGCCAUGCUCGCCGUUGGCCUGGGCGCCGAGGCCGUGAUGCCCUACGUCGAGGCCCAGAACGCUGCCAGCGCGAAGCUCACUGGCGAGGAGCAGGCAGGGCAGGGGAAGGUUGUAGUCGCCUGCCACAACUCGCCAAUGGGAGUGACGCUUAGUGGAGAUGCAGACGCGGUGUACAAUGUGCAGCAGAAACUCGUGGCUGACGGCGUGUUGGCACGAGCUGUCAAGACUGGCGGCAAGGCCUACCACUCGCAUCAUAUGGCCCCCCUAUCCGCCACCUACGAGGCGCAUGUCAGGGCCGCCAAGGCUGCAAGGAAAUCAGCGACGAUGACGAAGCUAACCAAGGCUUCCCUCGACCUACCUCUGGCCACGUCGGCCAAGAUGGUAUCCACCGUCACCAACAGCGUCGUCCCGCCAGACAGCGUCCUGGACGAGACCUACUGGAGUGCUAAUCUCCGGAGUCCCGUCCUGUUCAACCAGGCCGUCCAGACUAUGCUGAAGACAACUUCAACCGCCGGCAAUGGGUCCGGGACCGAGUCUGGACCGUUGGGCAACACAAAAGUCGACCUCCUGAUAGAGAUUGGCCCGCACUCGGCCAUGUCCGGCCCCAUCAAACAGAUCCGCACGGAGCUUCAGCGCGGGGACGUCGACUACGUGCCGACUCUUAUUAGGGGCGCUGACAGCGCUGCGCAGAUGCUCAGGCUGGCAGGCGACCUCUUCCUGCGCAACUACCCAGUGGACAUGGAGCAAGUAGCAACGGCGUACGCGGAGGGGCCGGGCGCCGUCAUCGUGGACCUCCCGCCGUAUCAGUGGAACUACGCCCGCCCCAUGUGGGCGGAGAGCCGGGCGAGCCGCGAGCAGCGUCUCCCGCAGUUCCCCCGCCACGACGUGCUGGGCCAGCUGGUCAUCGGCUCCUCGCUGGCCGAGCCGACGUGGCGCAACGUGCUGCGGAGCCGCGACCUGCCUUGGACAAAGGACCACUUCCUGGGCGGCGAGAACGUCUUCCCUGCCGCAGGGUACUUUGCCAUGGCCAUGGAGGCCAUCACGCAGCUUCGCGAGAUGGGCCGUCUCUCCGGCACUGACGCUUCUUCUUCUUCUUCUCCAGAUGGUAGUGGUGGCAUAGAGAACUAUGUCCUCCGCGACGUAUCCAUCGACAAGGCCCUCAUCGUCCCAGACGAUGACGACGGCAUCGAGGUCCUGUUCAACGCCCGCCCAUCGGUAGCCGCAGGAUCGGGGUGGUGGGAGUUCAGCGUUUCCUCGAUCGACACCGGCGGCGUUGUCAAGGAGCACAUGACAGGGAGCGUGGGUAUCAACAGGCGGCCCAGCAAGGGCAAGGACAGCCUCAUCAGGGAGGUGCCCGAGUUCACACAGAGGGCCAGCGGCAGGGCGUGGAACCAGGCGCUGCGCGACGUCGGCUUCGACUACGGCCCCACGUUCCAGGACAUGGACGACAUCCGGUUCGACGGGCGGCGCCACGAGGCCAGCUGCGCGACGGCGCUCAAGCAGACGGUGGACGCGGCCCUGGGCGAGUCACGCUACGUGCUGCACCCGGCCUCGGUCGACUCGGUGCUGCAGCUCAGCAUCGCCGCCAUCUACGCUGGUCGCACAGGGGCCAUGGACUGCGGCGUGAUCCCCGUCCGGUUCGCUGAGGUGGCCGUGUGGCCGCCCAGCAGCACCCAGCUCCAGGGAGGAGGGGCGGCGACAGCGUACGCGUGGAGUGACCGCCACGGAAUCAGGUCAUUUGAAACGGGAGCCCAGAUGGUGGCGGCUGAUGGGGGCCUCGUGCUCGAGAUCAAGGGCCUGCGCACUGUCAAGUACGAGGCUGCCGUGCCCCAGCGGCCUGCGUCUGCGUUGGAAGAGGCACCGUUUGGGGAGAUGACCUGGGAACUGGACAUUGACAGCCUGAGCGAGCCGGCGCAACUUGAGGGGAUGGAUUCUCUCGACCUGCUGCGCCUCGCGCUUUUCAAGAGUCCCAGCGCUAAGGUGCUCCUUCUCACGACGGCCGGUGAAGUUGACCUAGCAGAGUUGAAGGAUAAGGUCCUGCGCGAGAACCGACGCGCCUUCUGUACCGUCGCCGUUGGCUCAGAUCAGGAGGUAGAAGCCGCCAAGGAAUCUUUGGCCGAGUUCCAGAACAUAAAAGUCGUCAAGAUGGAUGAAGGCGCACUGGCGGAGGAUCCGUCUGGCGAGGAAAACCUCCCCUUUGCCGCGGCGUCAUUCGACCUGGUGGUUACUGGAGACAAGACCCAGUCUCCGUAUGGUCUGCACCGCUUCCUCAAGCCUCUCGGUCGAGUCAUAGGGAGCUCAUCCCCAGCGACCAAUGGGCAUCAUCCCAAUGGAGAGGCCAAGAUCUCUGCUACGAUCAGUAACAGCGCAGGCGUCUACACAACCAAAUAUAACACCGAAGAGGACCAAGAAAGAAAAGCAACACCACCGGACCAUGCGACCCAGAUCGUCUACGGCAGCCACCAGAGCGACAUCGUACCGCUACUCAGCAGCGCCUUGGAGAGCAUGGGGUGGCGCGUCUCCGUGUGCAGCCUGGAUGAGUGCACACAGGCCGGGGUCGCCAAGCAAGUCAUCAUGCUGGCCGACCUGGAGGCGCCGCUGCUGCACACCAUGACGGAGAAGGAGUUCGCCCAGGUCCAGCACAUCACAAGCACCGCCUCGUACCUCGUGUGGGUUAGCACGGGUGGCCUCCUCGAGGGCAAGAGGCCCGAGCACGCGCUCGUUUCCGGGCUCGCGAGGGCCCUGGCCGCCGAGCGGGCGUCGCUGCUCUUCAGCACGCUCGACGUGGACCCCGACAGCACCACGCCGCAGCAGGUGGUCGAAUCCAUCGUGGCCAUUGCUCGGGGCCAGGUCCACGCACAGGAGGAGCAGGCGCAGGGCUUGUCACCGUCCCCCGACCGUGAGUUCUGCCUCUCGGGCGGCAGGACGUAUAUCAGCCGGCUCGUACCCCGGCGCGACCUCAACAGCGUCUUCACCACCACGUCGUCUGAGGCACAGGACUCCAAGGGAAUACCGUCCGGUUCAGGGGAGCAUUUUGUGGCGAAGGUAGUCAAGGGCAAGGUACAGUUCUGCCAGGACGAGCAGAGGGCCGCUGUUGCUCCGGGAUUCGUCGAGGUGCGCGUACAGGCCACAGGGCUGACCGACGAGGGCGUCAUGGUCAUCAGCGGGCAGGACUACCCCAAGACCUUCAGCCAUGAGAUCGGUGGCCUCGUGACCAGGGUUGGCCCCGGUGUUGCAGGAUUCCGCGAGGGCGAUGUCGUCGUGGGGCUCCAUGCCGACUGCUUUGCCAGCCACCAGCACGUCCACGAGGACAUGCUCCAGAAACUCCAGGGCGGGAGAGUCAGCAUUUCCGAGACAACCAGCGCGCUCAUGGCCUUCGCAUCUGCUCUUUACGGCCUCGAUACGCUGGCACGCGUUACUAAGGGCGACGACGUUCUCGUCCUCCAUGGCACGGGAUUUAGUGGCGCUGCGGCGAUCCAAAUCGCGCGACAGAGGGGUGCCGUGCCGUACGCCUCCGUCAGGACCGAUGCCGAGGCUUCUUUCCUCGGGGACAAGCUAGGCCUCCCUCCGGCUCAGAUCCUCCGCACGCCUGAGGGCGUCACCGUGUCGGAGCAGAUUAAGCGCCUUACCAACGGGAAGGGCGCCGACGUGGUCUUUAGCGCAGGCGGGCGUGUGAGUGCCGACGACGCCCGCGAGGCAUGGCGUUCCAUCGCGCGCUUCGGCCGCUUCCUCGACGGCGGGCGCAAAGGCGGCUCCAGCCUGCAGCACCAGAACGGGCCCCUCGACGCCUCCCCCGUCCAGCGCGGCGCCUGCUAUCUGGCCUACGACGUACUGGACCUGCUUGAGGCCCGUCCAGUCGUGGUGGCCGGCCUGUUGGCCACCACGGUGUCGCUGCUCGCCGAUGGGUCUAUCGUGCCACCCUCUGGGGAGCUGCAGGCCGUUAGCCUGGGCGAGGUGGACCGGGCGGUGGCGCGCGCUUCCUCCCCCGAGACACUCGACUUCGGCGCCCCCAAGUUCGUCCUUGACUACGGGAAGGGGGCCCCCACCAGCGUGCUGCCGGCCCGACCGAGGCUCGGGUUCAGCCCCGACGCUACCUACCUGCUUGUGGGUUGCCUGGGCGGCCUGGGCCGUAGCCUCACGUCGUGGAUGAUGGAAUCUGGUGCCCGCAGGUUCACCUUCCUGUCGCGGUCUGGUGCCGAUGCUCCGUCUGCAGCGCGUCUGGUCGCCAAGUUGGAGGAGGCAGGUGCUGCUGUCCAGGUUGUGCGUGGCGAUGCUGGCUCUCUUGACGAUGUAAAGCGUGCCGUGAAUGGAAUUCCGGCCGAGCAUCCCGUCAAAGGUGUCAUUCACGCGGCCAUGGUACUCCGGGACGGUCUCUUCGAGUCCAUGACAUUCGAGAACUGGAAAGCCUCAGUCAACCCAAAGGUAACGGGUGCUGCCAAUCUAGACGCCGCACUAGCAGACACGCCGCUCGACUUCUUCCUCAUGACGAGCUCCGUGUCAGGAAUCCUCGGCACGCCUGCGCAGGGCAACUACGCCGCGGCCAACAGCUAUCUGGACUCGCUGGCCCGUCACCGUCGGGCCCAAGGGAGGGCCGCCGUCUCGGCCGUGCUGCCCAUGGUCCUGGGCGUUGGCGUCGUCGCCGAGAACUCGGAGCUGGAGCAGUCGCUGAGGCGCAAGGGCAUGUACGGCAUCGACGAGGUCCAUCUCCUCGAGGGCUUCGAGGCCGCCAUCGCCUCGUCCUCGGCCUCGCCUUCAUCGCCCCACAGGUUCGUGGAGAGCCCCCCAGAUCACGUCGUGGUGGGCCUGGACGCGUCCAAGCUCCAGGGCGCCGUCAACGACCCCGUGGCCACCGACAGCUUCUGGCUGCAGGACGCGCGGUUCAGCCACGCCGCGCACGACAUCAACGCCUCGUCGGGCGAGGGCGGCGGCGACGGGUCCGGCGGCGGCGGCGGCAGCGCGCAGAGCAUCCUGGCCACCAUGAAGGCGGCGGCGUCGCCGGCCGAGGCUGUGGCGUGCGCGUCGUCGCACCUGGCCGACAAGCUGGCGCGGAUGCUGAUGCUCGACGCGGGCGAGUUCGACGAGCCGGACGCCAGGUCCAUCGCGGCGUACGGCAUCGACAGCAUGAUCGGCGCCGAGCUGCGCGGCUGGAUCUUCAGGGAGUUCCGCCUCGACAUACCCUUCCAGCAGCUGCUGGCCCCGACGCUCACCCUUACCAAGUUCGCGCGUCAGGUUUGCGAGUCGCAGGGCAUCGAGGGUGCUUGA